Molecule: messenger RNA, 684 nt
Organism: Dalotia coriaria
Lineage: Eukaryota; Metazoa; Arthropoda; Insecta; Coleoptera; Staphylinidae
Product: larval cuticle protein A3A-like
Exons: 2
Coding region: 13-684 (223 amino acids)
Cellular component (GO): extracellular matrix
Source: RefSeq, a predicted model, not a curated record
AACAGCUUCAUCAUGGUCUUCAAGUUCGUCGCUUUCGCCGCUUUGGUCGCCGCCGCCAAUGCUGGUGUGAUUGCCAACACCUACGCCGCCGCCCCUUUGGCUUACGCCGCCCCUAUUGCUAAAGUAGCCGCUCCCUUGGCUUAUGCUGCCCCAGUUGCCAAGGCCGUAGUUGCUGAAGCCUACGACCCUCAUCCACAAUACAGCUACGGAUAUGGUGUUGAUGACCAUCUGACCGGUGACAGCAAGAGCCAAGUUGAAUCCCGUGACGGAGAUGUUGUCCAGGGCUCUUACUCCUUGACCGACUCUGAUGGUUUCCGUCGUACUGUUGACUACACCGCUGACCCAAUCCACGGUUUCAACGCUGUUGUCCGUCGUGAACCCCUUGCCGUUAAGGCUGUUGCACCAGUCGUCGCCAAGGUCGCUGCUCCAGUCGCCUAUGCCGCCCCAGUAGCUAAGGUCGCCGCUUACGCCGCCCCCAUUGCCCAUGCUGCUUAUGCUGCCCCCAUUGCCCACCACGCCUAUGCUGCCCCAGUAGCUCACGCUGCCUACGCCGCCCCAAUCGCUCACCACGCCUAUGCUGCUCCAGUUGCUCAUGCUUACGCCGCCCCAGUCGUCGCUAAAGUAGCUGCCCCAGUCGCCGCCUACUCCACCUAUGCUUCCCCAGCUGCCGUGUACCACCAUUAA